Molecule: messenger RNA, 984 nt
Organism: Bombus pyrosoma
Lineage: Eukaryota; Metazoa; Arthropoda; Insecta; Hymenoptera; Apidae
Exons: 3
Coding region: 160-882 (240 amino acids)
Source: RefSeq, a predicted model, not a curated record
CAAGUACUGAGACACAGGUGCACGAAUGAUGAAAUCUUAUCUUUCACCCAGGUGCUCGAUAUCUUCCUUCAUUUACUUGAAUGCGUUUCAGUAUAUAUAAAGGAGUCUAACAGGUAGAAAACACAUCAAGUACAACAGUCUUCCCACAAAGUGGUCAAGAUGAAGCUACUACCGGUACUGUUCACAACGCUCCUUGCGUUCGCGACAGCGAACUCUCAUUACCAAUCACCAAAUUCAAGAUUCCACUAUGUUGCCAUGUUACAAGCGAAAAACUUCGUCUCUGAUGAACUGUCCAAAGACAUUCACGACUUCCUGAACCUGGUGGACGAGAACAAAAUAAUGAACAUCGUUAUGUCCUACCUGGAAGACGACGAAGUGCAGAGGGCAAUCAAAUACAUGUACAGCGAGGAAUUCCACGAUUUGGUCCGCAAAGUCGAAGCUAUGCCAGAAUAUCAAGAUUUGGUGAGGUACAUGGAAAACUCUGGCUUGGACAUGACCAAAGUGAUCAGCAAAAUCCACAAAUUAUUCGGUAUGGAAGACUACGUACCACCCAUGGAAUUCUCAUCGAUGAAUAUCUUGUCAAACCUUGGUGGAUUGAAAGCUCUGUUCAACGCUGUAGAGAAUAAUGCCCUCCCUUUGGACAAAUUUACGGCCAUGUACAAUGAAAAGAUGCACACCUCCCCUGCUUUCCAGAACUUCAUGCAAAGACUGCACUCCGACGAAUUCCAGAGAAUCGUCAACACAGUUUACCAAUCACCAAUCUUCCUGGAAAUGAGACAGAAGGUCAUCAACGACGGAGUGGACCUUGUUCCUAUCAGGGAUUUCAUCGAAAAGGUGCUUGGCAUUCAUCUUCCCAGAGUCAACUCCCGUGCCAUGUUCUGAGCAAAGUUCUUUUACAUUUGCAUUUGAAAUUCGAUGUUGUGGCUAAUUUAAAAUUGUAAAAAAAUUGUAGUAAUUUAAUUUGUAUUAAAUUUCGCAAGCUUA